CGCUCUUUGGAUUUCUGGACAGGAGAGUCAGCGGCUCGUACACGCACCGAGUGUCAGUGGAUGUACGCGAGACUCAGAUAUGUCUCUAAACUGUGUUUGUGAUAACAGGGCGACAGGAGCCAGCAUGAAUAAUGAUUCCAACCGAACUACUGCUCGGAGCUGCAGGGAAAGCCCUCCUUUCGCCAUCGACAUCAUCCUCCAUUUGGAUAUCUUUGGCAUCAUCCUGUACUCCAUCCUCACCUUCAUGGCGGUGGUGUCUAUGCUCGUCUUCAUAGAGGAAUGUAUCUACAUCUACAGGAAAGUGCCGUCCAAUAAGAAGAGUAUAAUCAUCUGGGUGAAUGGGGCAGCACCGGUGAUUGCCACCAUGUCGUGCCUGGGGAUGUGGAUCCCCAGAGCCACCAUGUUUACUGAUAUGACCUCUGCCUGCUACUUCGCCAUUGUGGUGUUCAAGUUCCUGAUCAUGAUGGUGGAGGAGGUGGGUGGUGACCAGGCAUUCCUCAACCGAGCAGGGAGACACAAACUCAAGAUCAGCACGGGGCCGUGCUGCUGCUGCUGCCUCUGCCUGCCACAUGUGGCCAUCACACGGCGAUCUCUGUUCCUGCUCAAACUUGGCUCCUUCCAGUUUGCUGUCCUGAAAAUUGUCUUCACCAUCCUUUCCAUUGUCCUCUGGACGAAUGGGACCUUUGACCUGUCUGACUUGACAAUUACUGGAGCUGCUAUAUGGAUCAACCCAUUUGUGGGCAUCUUGACAAUCAUAGCCCUGUGGCCCGUGGCAAUCAUGUUCAUGCACCUGAGGACUGUCCUACGGACACUCAAGAUCAUCCCCAAGUACGCCAUGUACCAGCUGGUGCUGAUCCUGAGCCAGCUGCAGACAGCUAUCAUCAACAUCUUAGCAUUGAACGGCACCAUUGCCUGCACGCCACCUUUCUCUGCCGCAGCCAGAGGAUACAUGAUGAGUCAGCAGCUGUUGAUCCUGGAGAUGUUCAUCAUCACACUGGUAACACGGCUGCUGUACCGACGACAGUACGACCCCUUACCUGAAGAAGAACCCGACAACAAUGAAAACACCAAGAUGGCAAUGCUUGAGUCUGCGUGAGAACGGUGUGUGUGUAUGUGUGUGUGUGUGUGUGUGUGUGUGUGCGUGCGUAUAUGCCAUUUUUACAUUCCUGCAAUUAUCAUAUAAGAAAAUAUGAAUAAAUAUAAAUGUGAAUUAUA
This is a messenger RNA of Seriola aureovittata, 1215 nucleotides long. RefSeq names its product solute carrier family 51 subunit alpha (gene slc51a). Gene Ontology annotation, biological process: transport. Gene Ontology annotation, molecular function: transporter activity. The record is from RefSeq and is a predicted model, not a curated record. Bases 80 to 1096 code for a protein of 338 amino acids. The transcript has 8 exons. Lineage: Eukaryota; Metazoa; Chordata; Actinopteri; Carangiformes; Carangidae.